Acaulospora colombiana is the source of this 2883-nucleotide messenger RNA. The record is from the annotation of a GenBank genome assembly. NCBI's taxonomy places the organism in Eukaryota, Fungi, Glomeromycota, Glomeromycetes, Diversisporales, Acaulosporaceae.
AUGUCUAUUUCGGGAUUGUUGAGUAAAGAUACGAAUGAUACUGAUUAUUCGUUUCAGAAACCGCAAAAAGAUUCUAGCAAUAAUAAUUAUGGUGAAGGAGCUUUAGGCAGUAGAGGUGGUAGAUCUAACUUGACUCAAACUCAAGCAACAGACAGUGCAGAUGAAAAAGAAAGCGAAGCGUCUAUCUCGGAUGCAAAUACCGAUGCAAGUUUAGCUGUAUCCGAUCAAUCUGAAGGAGAAAGCUCUGAAGAAGGGCCAAGAAGUCCAAGUAUGAUUGUUCCCCCUCCUCCUCGCAAAAUACCUGAACCUGGAAAUGGGUUGGUUGUGAAAUUAAGGACUAAUUCUGGUUCUCGGCCGCCAAGCGUUUCUUCAACUCGUGCUUCCCAAGAACCUGAUACCACAUCAAAAGUUAACCUCAUGUCUCAAGUUUUACAGUUUCCUCAAACCAACCAAAUAGAACGUCGAGCUGCUAGUCUUUCAUCGGAUUCGUCUGCGGAUAGUGUUAUGGAGUCGAAGACAAAACGCAGGUCUAGCGAAUCAAGUGAUUCCAGCUCCGAAAGUGACACUGAUAUUGGUGAAGAAGAAAGAUUUAGUGAAGAACUUGUAAACUAUAUGGUGGAGAUAUACAAACGUCAGAAGCGUGUAAUUGAUGAAUAUGAACGGAGAUGUCGAAUAAAGAAGGACAUUCUUCGUAGAAAAGUUUCGACUCGCUUCACGUGUCAUAUCAGUGAGAAUCGAAUAUUCGAUAAAGAGAAUCAUAAUAGGAGUAUUCGUGGAAUUAGACACAAGAUGGAUAUUAAACGAAUGAGUCGUAAUCCACCUUUUGAUUAUUCAGUCGAUGCCGAAGGUGGAAAUGAUGAUCAAAAACGUACUUUUAGUACAAGAAUUCAAAAGCAGAGAGAAGCUCUUGAAUCAGAAGAGAGACGGAGAAUAUGGAAAGACAUUGUUCGUAACGCUAUACCAAGGAUGAACAAGAUUGUUAUUCAGACGACUACUUCACGAUUAAACAAUUGUCGUAAGAUUGCUCUUCUUUGUCAAAAAGAGGCCCGCAAAGCUGCAUGUAAAUCUUGUAAAUCUCCAAAAGAUAUUCAGACGAGGGCUAGGCAGGCCAUGCGACAGAUGCUCUUCUUUUGGAAACGUAACGAAAAAGAAGAACGUGAGUUACGUAAGAAAGCAGAAAGGGAGGCCCUAGAAAGAAUGAGAGUUGAAGAGGAAAUGCGUGAGGCAAAGAGGCAGGCACGAAAACUUAACUUUCUCAUUACGCAAACCGAACUGUAUAGUCAUUUUGUCGGGAAAAAAAUUGGAACUCAAAAUGCAGAGGAAAAUGCUGAAAACGUGACACAAGUCGAAGCAGCAGCCAGUGAACAAGGAACCAGUGAUCAAGGCACGGAGUCCUCGCCUACCGAUUUAAAUCUAGAGGUUGAUGGAGGUGUUGUUGCACCUACUUCUUUUGAAGACAUCGAUUUUGAUGAAGAGGAUGAAGAUGCGCUUAGAGAAAAAGCACGUGCAAGUGCAAAAAAUGCUCUUGCGCAAGUCAAGAAACACACCCGUGACUUUGAUGGCGAUAGAAGUGGUAAAUCGACAAACAUCGAAGUUUCGAACGAAGACUUGGAUCAAAUGAAUUUCCAAAAUCCGUCUAGUAUGCCAUCAAUGUCUGAAAUUAAACAGCCGUCAAUAUUGGUGAAAGUCACUUUGAAAGAUUACCAAUUGAAAGGUCUAAAUUGGCUUGCUAAUCUUUAUGAGCAGGGUAUUAAUGGAAUUUUGGCCGAUGAAAUGGGUUUAGGGAAGACUGUCCAAUCCAUAUCUCUUAUGGCGCAUCUUGCAGAGAUUGUUCAAGAUCAAAGUUAUUUUGCGAGAACAAAGUGGCAAUACAUGAUUUUGGAUGAGGCACAAGCCAUUAAAAGUUCAUCUAGUGCUCGUUGGAAAACACUUCUUGGUUUUCAAUGCCGUAAUCGCCUCUUGUUAACGGGUACUCCUAUUCAAAACAGUAUGCAAGAACUAUGGGCCCUUUUGCAUUUUAUCAUGCCUACGCUUUUUGAUUCUCACCAAGAGUUCAGCGAAUGGUUCUCUAAGGAUAUCGAAAGUCAUGCAGAAAAUAAAGGUUCACUAAAUGAGCAUCAACUUAAGCGACUACACAUGAUUUUAAAACCAUUUAUGCUGCGUCGAGUUAAGAAAAACGUUCAAAACGAACUUGGCGAAAAAAUCGAGAGGGAGGUUUUCUGUAAUUUGACUGCAAGACAACGCAUACUGUACCGUGGACUUCGAGAAAAAAUUUCAGUAGCAGAAUUGUUGGAGAAGGCUGCAACGUUGCCCGACAACGAUAACGUUGACAGCUUAAUGAACCUGGUUAUGCAAUUUCGUUUAUUGAAUGUUCCUGGUGACGAAUCUCAAGCCGGAUCUCGUACCAAUAUUCUUGACCAUAUGAUGAACAUUUGGCGACCGGACUACAUUAAUCAAUCAUUGAAUGAUGAACAAAGCGGUGACGAGACGGCUCCAACACUUUCUCCCAUGAAUGUCGAAAGUUCACCAAUAUUAAGUGAAUUAACAAAUAUUUUUGAAAACACGACUCAAUAUGAAUUGGUGGUUUUAGACAUGUGUUAUAUGCCCAAGGCCAUUGCCCCUCCAAUUCAACCAGUAUGUGUAGAUAAAUGUUUCUACAACGAUCAAGAAAGACUCCUGUUUGAUUCGUCUAUAAGAACUGCACUGUUUGGAAUUAUCGAAUUAUUGCCUCAAGAGGAGAGAAUGAAAAGUGAUGUCGUUCGAUUAUUGACUCAGUCUGGAGAAAGAAUGAUCGGAAAGACGUAUCGAAAAGAUUGCGGAUUCUCAUACAUGCGUGUACCACGUAAAUUUCAUGAUCAUGAAUCUCUGUGCAAAACAGAUUAA